AUGGCUAAAGACGUAAUUCCUCUAGGUGGUGGGGGUCAACAUAAUCCUCAAAGUAAAGAUCAACCACCACAAUCAGGAGGAGAUAAUCUCCUUUCUUCUCAACUUCUAUCUUCUAACUCAGUGCUACCUGGAGCAGAUCACCGAUCAGCUGCCUCUGCUUCAUCUUCCUCCUCUUCUUCAACAGUUUUAGUAGGCAGAGUUGAACUUGACAAUGCAAAGAAAGGGGAAAAGGUAGAGAGCCCGUCAAACAAGGAAACGAAACCAAACAGUGAAUCGACAGAUAACGAUAGCGUCCACGAACCACCUACCAAUCAAAUAAAUACAGUGAACUCUGACAGUACACACAUCUCCCAAAACACGGAUCAGGAACAGUCACCUGAAAUUUCACAUAGUUCUCAGCUGCAGAAUGAUACGCACGUUACUAACGAUGCAGAGAGAAGCAACACAGAACCUCAAGAGGCUCCGGUAAAAGAACCUUCUUCUACAUCUCCCACUACUUCAGCUACGGAGAGUACCAAUGAUACCAAUAACUCAGCUAACUCGACCUCUGACACUCCCAAUACUAUAACAAAUAAUGAGGAAUCAACCACCACCACCACCACAACAACAACACUUCCUCCUGAGCCUGCGAACAACAAGAAGGGUGAUGCAGACAGCAGCAGUAGUAUCAGCAGUUCUGUGUGGGUGCGUGUACCACUACUGAUUGUGGUUACACUGGCCUGUAUUCUUGUGUGCUGA
Molecule: messenger RNA, 738 nt
Organism: Trypanosoma theileri
Lineage: Eukaryota; Euglenozoa; Kinetoplastea; Trypanosomatida; Trypanosomatidae
Exons: 1
Coding region: 1-738 (245 amino acids)
Source: RefSeq, a predicted model, not a curated record